CAAUAGAUAUGCGUGGUUUCUGACAGCUUCCUCGACGACACGGACUUGGACCCAAAUAUCAUACCUCGAUCUGGUGACGUUGUUGCCUGGCUUUGAUCUUCUUUGAUCGUCGGCCGAGGUUGCGGAGAAACCGCGAUGCUCACCUUCCGGAAGUCGCUCUUCGCGGCUGUUCUGUUGAUUACCUUCAUUGUCUACCUGAGAUCCUCGCAUUCCGCCUCUUCCCUUCCGUCUCCAGAUUCGGCCUCCGCAGGAAACAUCUACAAUGAGGAUCAACCAAAGAGUGAUCAAAAGGGUGGAGACAAGGACACCGUACAACAGCUACCGCUGAUGCCCCCACCGACCGCCCCCUUGCGCGAUCGCUUGCGCUACCAUUUCCCUUACGACUUGGAAGCCAAGUUCCCUGCAUACAUCUGGCAAACAUGGAAGUAUACGCCCUCGUCCAUGUUUUUCAGCGAAAGCCUUCGUGAUCCAGAGUCCAGCUGGUCCGAGUUACAUCCUGGAUUCGUUCACGAGGUUAUUCCGGAUGACACACAGCGCCAUCUGAUCAAGUAUUUGUUCGGCGCUGUCCCUGAUGUGUAUGAGGCUUAUGAUUCCAUGCCCUUGCCCGUUUUGAAGGCCGAUUUCUUUCGCUAUUUGAUCCUCCUGGCGCGUGGUGGGAUUUACAGCGAUAUCGAUACGACAGCAUUGAAGCCCGCCUCCGACUGGCUGCCGUCCGAGCUUGACCUGGCUACAGUCGGGGCAGUGGUCGGCAUCGAGGCUGAUCCUGACCGUCCCGACUGGCAUGACUGGUAUGCACGCAGAAUUCAAUUCUGUCAGUGGACCAUCCAAGCCAAACCGGGACAUCCCAUCAUGCGUGAUAUCGUGUCAUAUAUUACCGAGGAGACUUUGCGGAUGAAGAAGGCAGGGAUCCUGAAGACUGGCAAGAUGGACAAGACUGUCAUGGAGUACACUGGCCCGGGCGCUUGGACAGAUGCCGUUUUCCGGUACUUCAACAACCCGGACUACUUCAACAUUGAGCCCGGCUCUACCUUGAAUGUCACCUAUGAAGACUUUACGAACCAGCAAGGGUAUAAGAAGGUGGGAGAUGUGGUGGUGUUGCCCAUCACUAGCUUCAGCCCCGGAGUGCACCAAAUGGGUGCCGGCGACAUUGAUGAUCCAAUGGCGUUUGUAAAACAUCACUUUGGAGGCACCUGGAAGGACGACCCAUCUCUAUGAGCCCCUAAUCUCCUACUUUCCUACACCGCGAUUUUCGCAAGGAUC
This is a messenger RNA of Aspergillus sclerotioniger CBS 115572, 1260 nucleotides long. RefSeq names its product glycosyltransferase family 32 protein. Gene Ontology annotation, molecular function: alpha-1,6-mannosyltransferase activity. The transcript has 3 exons. The coding region runs from base 136 to 1215 and encodes 359 amino acids. The record is from RefSeq and is a predicted model, not a curated record. Gene Ontology annotation, cellular component: mannan polymerase complex. Gene Ontology annotation, biological process: protein N-linked glycosylation. Lineage: Eukaryota; Fungi; Ascomycota; Eurotiomycetes; Eurotiales; Aspergillaceae.